AUGUAUAUUUUAUGGCUGAAUCGGCCACUCACCCUGUCAGAGAAGAUUGUGUAUGGCCAUUUGGAUGACCCGGCUGGACAGGAAACUCGAGGACGCACAUAUUUGCGCCACCCUGAUCGGGUUGCUAUGCAAGAUGCAACAGCACAGAUGGCCAUGCUGCAGUUCAUCAGCAGUGGACUCCCAAAAGUGGCAGUGCCGUCCAACCACUGUGACCAUCUUAUUGAGGCUCAGAUUGGAGGAGCCCAAGAUCUGCAGAAGGCCAAGUGAAUGAGUUAGGGAAUGUGUGAAGUAAAUCAAGAGGUUUAUAGUUUCCUUGCUAGUGCUGGGGCUAAAUAUGGUGUUGGUUUUUGGAAACCUGGUUCUGGGAUCAUUCAUCAGAUCAUCUUGGAGAACUAUGCAUAUCCAGGAGUCAUGUUGAUUGGUACAGACUCUCACACCCCUAACGGCGGGGGGUUUGGGCUGCAUCUUGCAUUGGAGUUUGGUGGAGCUGAUGCUGUUGAUGUCAUGGCAGGCAUUCCCUGGGAGUUGAAGUGUCCAAAUGUCAUUGGUGUGAAGCUGACAGGAGCAUUAUCUGGUUGGAGCUCACCAAAGGAUGUCAUCCUGAAAGUUGCUGGUAUUUUGACUGUGAAGGGUGGCACUGGUGCUAUUGUGGAGUAUCAUGGCCCUGGUGUGGACUCCAUCUCAUGCACAGGAAUGGCCACAAUUUGCAAUAUGGGUGCUGAAAUUGGAGCUACCACCUCUGUGUUCCCUUUCAACCAUCGUAUGAAGACAUACUUGGACAAGACGGGUCGAGGAGAAAUUGCCACUUUAGCAGAUGAAAACAAGGACUUAUUGGUUCCUGACUCAGGUUGUCAUUAUGACCAGCUGAUUGAGAUUAAUCUAGAUGAGGUAAGUCCUCACAUCAAUGGCCCAUUUACUCCUGACCUGGCCCAUCCUGUUUCAGACAUCGGCUCUGUCGCUGAGAAGAAUGGUUGGCCCCUGGAUGUUAAAGUUGGUCUUAUUGGAAGCUGCACCAACUCCAGCUAUGAGGACAUGGGCAGAGCCGCUUCCCUGGCCAAACAAGCUCUUGACAAGGGUCUCAAGUGCAAAGCCCAGUUCACUGUCACUCCUGGGUCUGAGCAGAUUCGUGCCACAAUUGAGCGAGAUGGCUAUGCUAAAGUGUUGAGGGAUGUUGGUGGAAUUGUCCUGGCUAAUGCUUGUGGACCGUGCAUCGGUCAAUGGGACAGACGUGACGUUAAAAAGGGAGAGAAGAACACCAUUGUUACAUCAUUCAACAGGAACUUCACAGCCAGAAAUGAUGCCAACCCUGCCACUCAUGCUUUUGUCACCUCUCCAGAGAUUGUCACAGCCCUUGCCAUUGCAGGCACACUGAAGUUUAACCCUGAGACUGACUUCCUUACAGCCCCCAAUGGAGAGAAGUUUAAACUGGAGCCACCCACAGGAGAUGAACUUCCUGCUCGUGACUUUGACCCAGGUCAGGACACCUACCAGCACCCACCAGCUGAUGGCUCUGCUCUUAAAGUAGAUGUUAACCCACAGAGCAACCGUCUGCAGCUGCUCGAGCUUGACAAAUGGAGUGGAAAAGACCUUGAGGACCUCCAAGUGCUCAUCAAGGUGAAAGGAAAGUGCACCACUGACCACAUCAGCGCUGCCGGACCCUGGCUGAAGUUCCGUGGCCACCUUGAUAAUAUUUCCAAUAACCUGCUAAUUGGUGCCGUUAAUAUUGAGAAUGAUGGUGUCAAUAAACUCCGCAACCUUCUGACUGGGGAGUACGGGGGCGUUCCUGAUGUUGCUCGCCAUUACAAAAAGAACAAUAUUUCGUGGGUAGUUGUUGGAGAUGAGAACUAUGGUGAGGGAUCCAGCAGAGAACAUGCUGCUCUGGAGCCCAGACAUUUAGGAGGGAGGGCCAUCAUUGUGAAGAGCUUUGCUAGAAUCCAUGAAACAAACUUGAAGAAACAGGGCCUGCUGCCCCUCACCUUCUCCAAUCCUGCUGAUUAUGACAAAAUCCGCCCAGAUGAUAAAAUCUCCAUUAUUGGGCUUAAGAGCUUCGCCCCUGGAAAGCCUCUUAAAGCCGUCAUCAAGCACACUGAUGGAAGCUCGGAAACAAUCGAGUUGAACCACACCUUUAAUGAAACCCAGAUCGAAUGGUUCCAGGCUGGCUCCGCCCUCAACAGAAUGAAAGAGAUGCAGAAAUGAACGUGAUUGGCCAUAUAUAUACAAUUAUAUGGAGGGGGGGUUAUGCAUCAAACAGGAGGAUUGGAAUGUGUAUGAAAGGUUUAAACACUCUCAUGUAAUUAUGAACUGAAGUAUACACAAAACAUACAACACGUUUUUAAAACUGUGUUACAUAGACAAGUCAUGUUUAUACACAAGCGUCUCAGAACUAUAUAAUAUAUUGCAGGACUGAUAAUUGUUUAGAAAUUGUUAUGCUUAGUGCAAGUUGGAACUAUUACAGAAUGGUUAAAAAAAUGACCUACAAAUGAUUUUAGCGGAAGAUGCCAGAGUUUGAUUUACAAAAUUAUCCAAGUAUCUGUGCUGUGAUCAGGCAACUGUUAAUGAUUCAUUUCUGUUUGUAAUCUCACACUGAACUGUAAUGAGAGCUGCUUGUGAAUGUUCUCUGCUGUAAUCAGCCGAUAUUUGACUUGAUUCAUUUAAAAGAGCUUGUCAGUCACUCAUAAUAAUUGGUGUUCUUAUUCACGCAAGCUUGAAACUUGACCGGUUAUUGUUCAUGUAGCUAUUCUGACUUGUCUAUGCCUGUUCUUCAAAUCUUCUGCAGAUCUCGUCGUACACAACAUCAAAAUCCAUCAAUCGUACCUGUGCUGAGCGCACCGCAGGUCAAGUUCUAAAUGUUUUAAACCAAAUUCAUAUUUAUAAGCAUUUGAAGCAAAUCUCGAAUGUGCAUUAUCUUAAGUGUUUUGGAUGACAGUUAUUGAGUAAUUGAUCAGUAAUCAGACCUUCAGCCUUGUGAGCACUUUUCCUGUAUAUUUGAGUGCCCUUUUUUGUAGGGUUGCAUUUUUUUCUUCUUCUUUUACACAGAGCUGUUCUCAUGUCAGUCACUCUGACUAGCAGACAAUACCAACUGCUUUCAAGAUACCAAACAGUAUGUGCUCAUCAGAUGACUUUUACUGUAGUACGAAUGCUAGCCGAUACGGUAAAUGUGAAGAAUGCUGUCUAGUUGUAUCUGCAGCUCUAAACUGUGUAUUUCGUAACACCACACAAGCACAUCCUCUUUAUAACCCCAUUAUUUUCCAUCUUUUUCUUCUUUUCUGUUGUUGAGGAAAUGGAUGCUGAUCGGUCACAGUGGGUUAUAAAAUAAAGUAAUUUAAAAUAA
Danio aesculapii is the source of this 3331-nucleotide messenger RNA. It is a transcript of the gene aco2, whose product is annotated as aconitase 2, mitochondrial. Gene Ontology annotation, cellular component: mitochondrion; cytosol. Gene Ontology annotation, biological process: tricarboxylic acid cycle. Gene Ontology annotation, molecular function: 4 iron, 4 sulfur cluster binding; aconitate hydratase activity. Lineage: Eukaryota; Metazoa; Chordata; Actinopteri; Cypriniformes; Danionidae. The record is from RefSeq and is a predicted model, not a curated record.